Messenger RNA from Lycium ferocissimum, 1075 nucleotides. RefSeq names its product guanine nucleotide-binding protein subunit gamma 2. The record is from RefSeq and is a predicted model, not a curated record. Lineage: Eukaryota; Viridiplantae; Streptophyta; Magnoliopsida; Solanales; Solanaceae. Gene Ontology annotation, biological process: G protein-coupled receptor signaling pathway. The transcript has 4 exons. The coding region runs from base 477 to 776 and encodes 99 amino acids.
UUCACAAACAAACAAACCAAUUUAAAAAACAAAAAAAGCCAACUUUCUUUCUUCUUUCCUUUUUUUCUUUUUGGUGUCUUCUUUCUUCUUUGCCUAUCUGUUGGAACAUUUCAAUUCACUUUUGCAGAACAAAAAAACAAAAGUAAACCACCCCACCCCACUGUACUACCCCCCCUCCCUUCUUACCUUCUGCAUUGUCUCUUCAAUUGUCCACAACUUUUUCUUGUUUCUUAAACAGUGAUAAAAUCUCAACUCUAUUUUGUUUUUUAAUGUAAAUUGAGUUACUUUCUUGAUUCUUUUUCCAAAUGGGGUUCUGUUUUUUUCUUUAGUCUUUGAACAGCCCAAGAAUUUUUAACUUCACUUACAAGAUUUUGAUUUUGAUUCUUUAAGGAUUUGGUCUCUAUAAAUGGGGUUGUUUUGGUUUAGUUCUUGAAUUGUUUUGUUAGGUUACUUUUGGGUUUUGAGAAUUGUGAGAGAUGCAAUCAGGGAGCUCAGAACAAGUGAGAUCAGUUGUUGCAGCAACUGAUACUAGAGGGAAACAUAGAAUAUCUGCUGAAUUGAAGAGACUCGAACAAGAAACUCGUUUUUUAGAGGAAGAACUUGAAUUGCUUGACAAAAUGGAAAAGGCAUCAGCUGCUUGCAAGGAGAUGCUAAGUAAUGUGGAAACACGGCCAGAUCCAUUACUACCAGUAACACAUGGUCCAACGAAUCCUUACUGGGAUCGAUGGUUUGAAGGACCACAAGAUGCAUCAGGUUGUAGAUGCUGGAUAUUGUGAAUUUGUGAUAACUGUUGGCUGAUUUUGGAAGUUUCACUGAUUGUUGAGGAAGUUGAAGUUGGUAGACACAGGUGUUGGCUAAUAUAGAGAAAUCUUUUCAAGUGUGAAAUGCAGUGUUCGAAUGUGCAGAAAAUUGACAUUUUUUUGUAUCCCUUAUGAGUUGAUAUUCGAGAUUCUAAUCUUUAUUGCUAGGUCGCCUAGCAUUGUGCAGAUGACAGUUUUCUUCUAUUAUAACAUCAUAAUGGUAUUUGCUUGUGGUUAGAAAUGAUUUAUAAUACCUGUCUGAGUUGCUAAUCCUU